Molecule: messenger RNA, 816 nt
Organism: Talaromyces marneffei
Lineage: Eukaryota; Fungi; Ascomycota; Eurotiomycetes; Eurotiales; Trichocomaceae
Exons: 3
Coding region: 1-816 (271 amino acids)
Biological process (GO): carbohydrate metabolic process
Source: RefSeq, a predicted model, not a curated record
AUGGCACCUACUUCAACACUUACUCCGACACUUACGAUAACGCCCCGAGUUUCAAUGGCUAUACCGGUUUUAUCAAUGAUUAUUAUGACGACGAAGGGUGAUUAUUUGAAUUUGGCAAUCAGUAUCUACAACGAUAUCUCGGGGGGUCUGGAUACACCAUGUGGCGGACUUUACUGGAGCAAAACCGAAACCUACAUUGCCUCAAUUGCUAACGAACUUUACAUCGCCCUGGCGGCUGGCUUAGCAAACCGGGUGUCCUCUGAUCUGGCAGGCCCCUACCUUGAUGCCGCGGUGACAGGUUGGGACUGGUUCGUCAACAUCGGCGUUGUUGGGGAUGAUUGGCUUGUCGUUGAUGGUGUUGAUAACAACACAUGUCAGCCCACCGGAAACAAGUACUCUUAUAACCAGGGUGUAAUUAUCAGCGCCGCUGUGGAACUUGCCCAAGCUACCGGCAAUUCUUCUUAUCUCGAGUACGCAGGCAACAUCGCCAAUGCAACAACGGCCGCGAAUAGUACCUUUACCGAUGCAAAUGGAGUCUUGACGGAUUGCGCAAACAAUAGCUGCGAUAUUCAGGGCGCUAUGUUUAAAGGUCCCCUUUUCAGAGGAUUGCGGCAGUUACAGCUCGCAUAUCCGCAUGAUAACUGGAAGAAUUUCAUCGAGACAAAUGCUCGGUCGCUGUGGAAUAAUGCUUUAAAUGAUACGAAUGGAGACUGCCAUACCGGAUCAGCGUUGGAGGGACCGAUGACUGAUGUCAAUGAGGCGACGCAAGGUGCGGCUCUCGACUGUCUGGUGGCGGCAUGGGCAGUUACUUCUUAG